GAGCGGUGGGGCAUGAGGAGUGAAGAAAAGAAGAAGAAGAGGGAAAAGAAGAGAGGAGGAAGAAGAGAGGAAGAAGAGGGAGAAGAGAAGAAGAAGAAGAAGAGGAGGUGGCUGCAGCGAGGGCUGCAGCGAGGAGUUGUGGGGCGUGGGGAGAAGAAGAGAGGAAGAAGAGGGAGAAGUGAAGAAGAAGAAGAAGAAGAAGAAGAAGAAGAAGAAGAAGAAGAAGAAGAAGAAGAGAGGAGGAUAGCUGCGGCAAGGCUGCAGCGAGGAGGUGUGUGGCUUUGGGGAGGAAAAGGGAAGAGGAGAAGAAGAGGGAAAAGAGAGGCAGCUGCAGCAGCCAGGGCUGCAGCACCUCUGUUUCCCGCAGGUGGAAACAGAGGAGAGGAUGUGUGGGGCGUUGAGGAUGAAAAGGGAAGAAGAAGAAGAAGAAGAAGAAGAAGAUAGCUGCGGCAAGGCUGCAGCGAGGAGAUGUGUGGCCUUGGGGAGGAAAAGGGAAGAGGGGAAGAGGAGAAGAAGAAGAAGAGGAAGAGAAAGAGGUGUGAUACCUCUGUUUCCUGCAGAGGAAACAGAGGAGAGGGUGUGUGUGACGCCGGGGAAGAAGGGGCUGCAGCUGCGGCGAUGGCAGCUGCAGCUGGAAGAGAAGAAGAAGAGGAAGAUGAGCAGGGGAGGAGGGAGAGGUUGCGGCCGUGGCUACGGCCGCGACUGCAGCAGUUGCAGCGGGGAGAGAAGAAGAAGAAAGGAAGGAGAAGGAAGAGGAGAAGGGAAAGAAGUAGCUGCGGCUGCGGUUGUGGCAGCUGCAGCUAUGGCAAGGAAAGAGGAAGAGAAAAAGGAAAGGAAGAAGAAGAUAAAGGGAAGGAGAGGAAGAAGAGAGGAAGAGGAGAAGGGGCUGCGGCUGCGGCGAUGGCAGCUGCAGCUGUGGCAGGGAAAGAGAAAAAGGAAAGGAAGAAGAAGAGAAAGGGAAGGAGAGGAAGAAGAGAGGAAGAGGAGAAGGGGCUGCGGCUGCGGCGAUGGCAGCUGCACCUGUGGCAGGGAAAGAGAAAAAGGAAAGGAAGAAGAAGAGAAAGGGAAGGAGAGGAAGAAGAGAGGAAGAGGAGAAGGGGCUGCGGCUGCGGUGAUGGCAGCUGCAGCUGUGGCUGGGAAAGAAGAGAAGGAAAGGAAGAAGAAGAGAAAGGGGAGGAGAGGAAGAAGAGAGGAAGAGGAGAAGGGGUGGCAGCUGCGGCAGUGGCAGCUGCAGUUGGAAGAGAAGUAGGAGAGGAAAUAGAGUAGCAGAGGAAGAAGAGGCUGCGGUUGUGGUGGCUGCGGCCAUGGCUGCGACUGCGACUACGGCAGUUGCAGCUGGGAAAGAAAGGAAAGGAAAGGGGGAAAAAGGGGCUGCGGACGGGAUUGCGGUCGCAGCGGCAGCGACUGCGUAUGCAACAGUUAUGUCUGCGAGAGAAGGGAGGAAGGAAGGUAGUGCGGUGGAAGGGGCUGCGAUUGUGGCAGCGGCAGCGGCGGCGGUUGUGGCAGCUGCGUUUGGGAAAGAAAAAGAAGGAAUGAGAGUAAGAGAAAGCAGGUGACUGUGCCUCGAUGUUCGACACGUGGUGUAGUUGCGAAGAAAGGAAGAAAAUGGGAGCACAAAACGAAACAGAGAGAGGACACGGAGGAAAAGUAGAAGGAUUUGGGCUAGCACCUUCUUUGGAUCUUCGGAUCGAAAUCCUUGAAAGGUCAGCUUGUCACUCUUCGAGAUGUUUGAUUUGGGCUGAGGCAGUGGAUAGCUAUUCAGAAUUAUGGGCAAGUCUUGUUGGUUGUUAUGCUAUUGUUGUAUAAGUAUGUUUUGUAUGUAAUGAAAUGUUGUCGAUGAACCGAAAUGGAUAUACUGUGUCAAAGUGUUAGGAGAUCUCUCUUAUUUGGAAUUUCUGAAUGUUAAGCCUAAUUUAUAAUGAUAUGAACUUGUGGUGAA
Molecule: messenger RNA, 1939 nt
Organism: Musa acuminata AAA Group (dessert banana)
Lineage: Eukaryota; Viridiplantae; Streptophyta; Magnoliopsida; Zingiberales; Musaceae
Product: vicilin-like seed storage protein At2g18540
Exons: 2
Coding region: 386-1249 (287 amino acids)
Source: RefSeq, a predicted model, not a curated record